CGUCACGUUCUGUCAACCUACUAAUCACCGAGUGGUUAUCCUGAAUAAUGUUAGUGCAGAAUUUAAAGAAAGAGUAGUUGAGAUUAGAUAAACAGUUUCUUAUUUCUCUGUAUCUUAUCUAAUUGUGUAACAGCGAGCAAUUUUAUUUGAUAAAUUUGCGUAGUUUUCGUAUGUCAUUCCCAGUUUCAAAGUGGUUCUUCAAAGUUAAUCUCGCAUUUCUUAGUUCAAAUUUGCGAAAAAAACAAACUUUCCCUCAAUCAACGUACCAAUUUAACAUCAACAAAUUACAUGCAACACGUUUUGAAGUAAAUCAUAAAGUGACAGUUCGAAAAAUUAAUAAAAAGUGAUGGGUUUGCUGACUGAAGGAACUCCUUUAACUUGGGAAGAAACGAAAAAAUUGGCCGAACACGUGCGUCAACACGGAAUUAUCCAGUUUAUAAACUUAUACAAGCGUCUGAAAGACCGGCAAGGGGACGUGUUGAAAUGGGGCGACGAGGUAGAGUAUAUUCUUGUAAAAUUCAACGAGGAGAAAAAAGUGGCCAGAGUUAGCUUAAGAGCGGAUGAAAUCCUAACUGAAUUGAAUAAAAAAGAGUUGGAAAACCCAGAGACGGUUAAAUCGCUGUGGAGGCCUGAGUAUGGGGCUUACAUGAUUGAAGGCACUCCUGGAAAACCAUACGGGGGCUUAUUGGCUCAUUUCAACAUCGUGGAAGCCAAUAUGCGACACAGGAGGGAAGAAGCGUCCCAAUUGCUCAAAAGCGAUGAAUGUUUAAUGACCAUCACUAGUUUUCCCAGGCUCGGCUGCGAGAACUUCACCGACCCUCUCACUAAACCAACGCCGGACGAGGGCGCCACCCGUUCCCUGUUUUUCCCCGACGAUGCGGUUUUUUCGGGCCAUCCCCGGUUCAAAACAUUGUCUCGAAACAUCCGUCAAAGACGUGGUGAAAAAGUUGCCAUCAAUUUACCAAUCUUUAGAGAUCAAAAUACGCGAAUUCCCGUUGAUGAUUCCUACAAAUAUUCUUCGGCCGCUUUACCAGAUCAUGUCUAUAUGGAUGCGAUGGGUUUUGGUAUGGGUUGCUGCUGUUUGCAAUUGACUUUCCAAGCUUGCAACAUCACAGAGGCUAGGACUUUGUACGACCAAUUGACACCUUUGUGUCCAAUUAUGUUGGCUCUAACAGCAGCAUCACCUCUUCACCGCGGCUUUGUUACGGAUGUUGAUUGUCGAUGGAAUGUUAUUUCGUGUUCUGUUGAUUGUCGCACUAAGGAAGAACGCGGUUUAGUCCAGCUUAAAAACGAUAAAUUUGUGAUAAAAAAAUCACGAUAUGAUUCGAUAGAUUCAUAUUUGUCGCCACAAGGCGAAAAAUUCAAUGAUGUGCCCUUGAUAUAUGAUCCCAAAGUAUACCAACAGUUGGUUGAUAAUGACAUUGACCAUUUGUUGGCUCAACAUAUUGCUCAUCUUUUCAUUAGAGAUUCGGUUUCGUUAUUUUCGGAAAAAGUGCACCAAAAUGAUGAAGAGGAUACCGACCAUUUUGAAAACAUACAGUCGACCAAUUGGCAAACCAUGCGUUUUAAACCACCACCACCCAAUUCAACCAUUGGUUGGAGAGUUGAGUUCAGACCAUGUGAAGUCCAAAUAACCGAUUUCGAAAAUGCUGCCAUAGUUUGUUUUGUAGUUUUGUUAACACGUGUGAUUUUAUCUUACAAUUUGGACUUUCUAAUUCCAAUAAGCAGGGUGGACGAGAAUAUGCAAAAUGCGCAAAAACGGAACGCUUGCAUGGAACAAAAAUUCUGGUUUAGAAAGGAAGUUACGACUCAAAUUAGUCCACCGGAAGCCAAUGAGUGUUGUAAGAAAGGAACAACAAACUGUGAGCCUAAAAACUGUGAUGUUUACACUUGUAUGACCGUUAAUGAAAUUAUAAAUGGAAAGGACGGGGAAUUUCCAGGUUUGAUUCCUUUGAUUAAUACUUAUUUAAGUGGAAUGGAUGUUGAUGCGGAUACUCAUUGUACAAUACAACAGUAUUUGAAAUUUAUACAGCGUCGGGCUUCAGGUGAAAUACUCACCACAGCUUCUUGGUUACGAAAAUUCGUAACAGAACAUCCUGCAUAUAACAAAGAUUCUAAGGUAACAGAAGAGAUAAAUUACGAUUUGUUGAAAACAAUCAAAGGUAUCCAGUCUGGUGAAGUGUCUUGCCCGGAAUUAUUGGGUUAUUCUACAAUGUCUAAAACAAAAGAAAAUAUACCUUCGGCUUUGUCAAACUGUUAAAAACACGUUUGUUGAUUCGUACUUAACACCAUAGCUUUGAUCACGUAUUUUUUUAAAUGUUAACUUUUGCAAUUUUUUUAUUAUGUAGAUUGUAGUAUAAAUACAUCUUGAAAGCAUAACAGAGUGUCUAUUGUAAUUAAUUAAUUAUUGUCAGUAUUUAAAGAGAAGAGCAUUUAGGGUUUUUGAAAUAUAUUUAUAUGAUGAAAUCAUUUGUUGUGUCAAGUUUUUAAUAAAAUUAUUUUACUUA
Messenger RNA from Tribolium madens (black flour beetle), 2507 nucleotides. RefSeq names its product glutamate--cysteine ligase. Bases 347 to 2260 code for a protein of 637 amino acids. The record is from RefSeq and is a predicted model, not a curated record. Gene Ontology annotation, biological process: glutathione biosynthetic process. Gene Ontology annotation, cellular component: glutamate-cysteine ligase complex. NCBI's taxonomy places the organism in Eukaryota, Metazoa, Arthropoda, Insecta, Coleoptera, Tenebrionidae. Gene Ontology annotation, molecular function: glutamate-cysteine ligase activity. The transcript has 8 exons.